This is a messenger RNA of Acanthosepion pharaonis, 1128 nucleotides long. Lineage: Eukaryota; Metazoa; Mollusca; Cephalopoda; Sepiida; Sepiidae. The record is from the annotation of a GenBank genome assembly.
AUGAAUAAUUUUUGCUUAGCAAACAUUCAUAUUUCUGGAUUUAAAAAUACUCUCAUUUAUGAUGGCGAGUUUCCAUUAACCGUGAGUGGAUUUAAGAGUUGGGUUUUAAGAAAACAGUUUCCGCAGUUUCAGAAUUCUCUGGUAGAUGAAUUUUAUGUCUUAUCCCAAACGUGUAUCAAACAUGAUGAUGACUUCAUUAGUGGAGGCCAGACUUACCAUUUGUUGCCCAGGCUCAUUGGUGGAAAAGGAGGAUUUGGGUCAAUGCUUCGGGCAAUUGGGGCCCAAAUUGAGAAGACCACAAACCGGGAAGCUUGCCGUGACCUGAGUGGCCGUCGUAUGAGAGAUAUCAAUAAUGAGAAGCAGCUUAAAGAUUGGAUGGCCAAACAGAAAGAUCGAGAGAAAGAACGUGCCCGGCGGAGAGAAGAAAAAGCUGCAAGGCGUAGAGCGGAACCCCUGCACAAAUUUGAAGACAAACUCUAUGAUCAACAGAAAGAGAAAGUAUCACAAGAUCUUGAUGCUGCUCUUCAGCAAGGCCUUAAACGAGCACAGGCUGCAUCAACAGCAAGCAGUAAUGGUACAGUGACAUCAGCAAAGAAAAGAAAAGUUGAUGCUUCUCUACAGAAGCAAUGGGAUUGGAUUGGAGUGAUGGAAGAUGAUAGCACAAACAGUGAGAUGUCUGACGAUGAUGUCACUGGUGGAGCCCGUGCCUGCCCUGGUUUUCCAACCUCACAAACAACAGAAAGUGGAGCUUCCACUUCAGCUGCACCUGAUCAGGAAUUACAGACAGCAAAUUCUGAUAGCCAAAGUUCACUUGAAUCUUUACCCAGUGCCACCACAACAAGCAGCCAGUCAGUUGCAAGUAGUGAGCCAAUAUCUGGCCACACCAUUGAAGAGAAUGUACAGGAUUUAACUGCAGUUUUUGAAAAAGCUAAUUGUGCAGAAGAUCUUGAAUGCCUGGGUCUUGAAAAGCUGAAAUCUGCUCUCAUGGACAGAGGCCUGAAGUGUGGAGGAACCCUGGCUGAAAGAGCACAGCGGCUGUUUGCUGUACGAGGGCUGUCUUCCGACCAGAUUGACCCAGCCUUUUUUGCAAAACCGACCAAAGGAAAAGGAGCAAAAAAGAAUAAAUAA